Molecule: messenger RNA, 423 nt
Organism: Dentiscutata erythropus
Lineage: Eukaryota; Fungi; Glomeromycota; Glomeromycetes; Diversisporales; Gigasporaceae
Source: the annotation of a GenBank genome assembly
AAACUCUAUUCGACAUAUUGCAUAAUGCAAACACAUCCACCAGAAGACGUCGCCGUAACCGUACCCCACCACCAACUUACGAAGUGCCAUUAAUUCUAAGUACUAGUCGCCGUGAAUCCACCACUAAUCAAAGGAAUCGAUCUGCAUCACCCAUCCGGAGAGUUCCUAGUAGAAGGGAUGAGAAUAGUAAUCAAGAUAAUGUAAAUAGUGCUGUUGGACAUAGCUUAGCUAAUAUAAAUGAUGUGUGUGAAGAUUCGGGUAAUAACAUGAAUGAUGCAAGUGGAAAUUUAAGUAAUAUGAUAUACUCAUCUUCAUCUGAGUUAAUAAAUAUUAUCUUGGCCCUUAAUUUAUCUGCAUCACAAAAUGACAGCAAUUUAAGUAUGCCCGAUAUAGGAGGGCCACUGGAAUCUAUAAAUGAGAAAA